Molecule: messenger RNA, 1930 nt
Organism: Rhinolophus ferrumequinum (greater horseshoe bat)
Lineage: Eukaryota; Metazoa; Chordata; Mammalia; Chiroptera; Rhinolophidae
Gene: CRBN
Product: cereblon
Exons: 11
Coding region: 58-1392 (444 amino acids)
Biological process (GO): protein ubiquitination
Cellular component (GO): Cul4A-RING E3 ubiquitin ligase complex
Source: RefSeq, a predicted model, not a curated record
GCCCCUCCCCGGCGGCGGGCACCGCCCCGUCCCAGCAUCCUCUGCGGGUAAACAGACAUGGCCGGCGAGGGAGACCCGCAGGACGCUGCGCACGACAUGGGCAACCACCUGCCGCUGCUGCCUGUAGAGAACGAGGAAGAAGAUGACAUUGAAAUGGAAGUUGAAGACCAGGAUAGCAAAGAAGCCAAAAAACCAAAUGUCAUCAAUUUUGACACCAGCCUGCCAACGUCACACACGUAUCUGGGCGCUGACAUGGAGGAAUUCCACGGCAGGACCCUGCACGACGACGACAGCUGCCCGGUGAUCCCGGUGCUGCCGCAGGUCACGGUGGUGCUGAUCCCCGGGCAGACGUUACCUCUGCAGCUCUUCAGCCCUCAGGAGGUCAGCAUGGUGCGGACCUUGAUUCAGAAAGACAGAACCUUUGCGGUUCUCGCCUACAGUAACAUACAGGAAAGGGAAGCGCACUUUGGGACGACGGCGGAGAUCUACGCCUACCGAGAGGAGCAGGACUUUGGGAUUGAGAUAGUGAAAGUGAAGGCGGUCGGAAGACAGAGGUUCAAAGUCCUGGAGCUGAGAACACAGUCGGACGGAAUCCAGCAAGCCAAAGUUCAAAUUCUGCCCGAGUGUGUUCUGCCGUCGACCAUGUCUGCCGUUCAGUUAGAAUCGCUCAAUAAACGUCAGAUAUUUCCUUCAAAACCUGUGUCCUGCGAAGACCAGUGUUCGCAUAGAUGGUGGCACAAAUACCAGAAGAGAAAGUUUCAUUGUGCAAAUUUGACUUCAUGGCCUCGCUGGCUGUAUUCCUUGUAUGACGCUGAAACCUUAAUGGAUAGAAUCAAGAAACAGCUACGCGAGUGGGAUGAAAAUCUGAAAGAUGACUCACUUCCUGCCAACCCAAUAGACUUUUCUUACAGAGUAGCUGCUUCUCUCCCCAUUGACGACGCAUUAAGAAUUCAGCUCCUGAAAAUCGGCAGCGCCAUCCAACGGCUGCGCUGUGAACUUGACAUUAUGAAUAAAUGCACGUCUCUUUGCUGUAAACAGUGUCAAGAAUCAGAAAUAACAACCAAAAAUGAAAUAUUCAGUUUAUCCUUGUGCGGGCCGAUGGCAGCCUACGUGAAUCCUCACGGAUACGUGCAUGAGACGUUGACCGUGUACAAGGCCUCCAACUUGACCUUGAUCGGCCGGCCUUCCACGGAGCACAGCUGGUUUCCUGGGUUUGCCUGGACUGUUGCCCAGUGUAAGAUCUGUGCAAGCCAUAUUGGAUGGAAAUUUACAGCCACCAAAAAAGACAUGUUACCUCAAAAAUUUUGGGGUUUGACUCGAUCUGCCCUGUUGCCCACAAUCCCCGACACUGAAGAUGAAAUCAGCCCGGACAAGGUAGUGCUCUGCUUGUAAGCAGAAAGCAGAUUAUUUAGCAAGUUGGUAUUCUAAAAUCACACCUGCUUUGGAAACUACUGCUUUUGAUGCAUACGUAAGUAAAAGGCGACCUUCCACGGAAGGCUACAGCUCUUAGCCAAACGAAAUUGGAAGAUUUAAACUAAAAUGUACUAUUGAAGAGGAUGAAAGCAGUCUACAAUACUUGGUUUUCAGGAAUAUCUCCUUCUGUAGCUUGGUGCCAUUACCCUGUGGAAUCUGAUGUCCGGUCGCAUGUCACUGACGGGACAUGAAGACCUCUCUGAAAGUGAGCAGACUGUUUCACAAACACAUCUGCCAUUCCUAGGACGUGAGGCUAACCCUUUGAUGCUGACACACCUGUGUGUCCCAGCUCCACACAGCAGGCAGGUCCCCAGCCAGGGUGCCACACUCCGCACGUGGCCCUUUAGAAAGCGGGCAGGCCACACACGUUACUUUAAAAGGCUUUUGUUCCUUUCAACUUUCAGUUCCUCUGAGACACUGAUUUGUAAAUUUUGAAAAUAUUAAAAAGUUAAAAUAC